ACAAUUAUUCACUCAUUCUCUUUCUCCUCCAGAGGUCGUUUUUACAGCACAAAAACCAACCCUCCAUUGAGAAACACCUCUAUAUAUAGAUAGCACUCCUUCAUAAUACAUUACUCUCACACAGACACCACUAGUUCUCUGGUGUCUCCCCCUGCCCUCUCUCUCUGCAUAAAUUUCGUUCCCGAAAACAUCUCUCUCUUUUUCUCCCGUUUACGCCUACCAUGGCGGACCCAAGUCCAUUGCUUCCAGUUUCCAAUUCCUUAGAACCCAGCUAUAGUCCUGCCCCAGAAGGGGCCGUCUCAGCCGGAUGUCCGGCGACCCAUCUCCGACGAUCCAAGAAAGUACUCAUCGCGGUCUUCUCUGGGUUGCUUGUUGUUUCUUUGAUUUUAGCUACAAUUAAUAAUAACAAUGGAGGUCGACAUGUCCAAUAUCAUUCACAAGAAGACGAAGAUGCGUCCUUGGCUACGCCAAAAGAAAUGGCGAAACCCGAGACUUUGUUGCCAGCAGGAUAUUCACGUGGGGUAUCUGCCGGUGUGUCAGAGAAGGCCAACGUGAAUUUGAAGGGAGCUCAGGUGAAAGAUUAUCCGUGGAACAAUAGCAUGUUAUCAUGGCAAAGAACUGCUUUCCAUUUUCAACCUGAAGAGAAUUGGAUGAACGAUCCCAACGGUCCAUUGUAUUACAAAGGCUGGUACCACUUCUUCUACCAAUACAAUCCACAUGCUGCCGUGUGGGGCGACAUAGUCUGGGGCCAUGCUGUAUCAAAAGACUUGAUCCAUUGGCUCCACCUCCCAUUGGCGAUGGUUGCCGAUAAAUGGUACGACAAGAAUGGUGUCUGGACUGGCUCUGCCACAAUCCUCCCUGAUGGUAAGAUCGUCAUGCUAUACACUGGAUCCACUAAUGAGUCAGUCCAGGUACAAAAUCUUGCAUAUCCAGCAGACCACGAUGAUCCUCUCCUCCUCAAGUGGGUCAAAUACUCUGGCAAUCCUGUUUUAGUCCCGCCACCAGGUAUUGGUGCCAAGGACUUCCGUGACCCCACAACAGCCUGGAAAACUUCUGAAGGGAAGUGGCGCAUUAUAAUAGGAUCCAAAAUUAAUAAAACUGGCAUAGCUUUAGUCUAUGAUACUGAAGACUUCAUAAAUUAUGAGUUGUUAAGUGGAAUCCUUCACGGUGUCCCUAAAACUGGCAUGUGGGAAUGUGUGGACUUUUACCCUGUGUCGAAAACAGGUCAGAAUGGAUUGGAUACAUCUGUUAAUGGUCCUCAAGUGAAGCAUGUGAUCAAGACAAGCCUGGAUGAUGAUAGGCAUGAUUACUAUGCACUUGGGACUUAUGCUGACAAGGUUGGAAAAUGGUAUCCAGAUAAUCCAGAGAUCGAUGUUGGUAUUGGUAUCAGGUACGAUUAUGGCAUAUUCUAUGCCUCCAAGACAUUUUAUGAUCAGAGUAAAGGAAGGAGAGUGUUGUGGGGCUGGAUUGGAGAGUCUGAUAGUGAAGUCGCCGAUGUAAAGAAAGGAUGGGCAUCUCUUCAGGGCAUUCCAAGGACAGUUGUGUUGGAUACAAAGACAGGUAGCAAUCUGCUUCAAUGGCCAGUUGAAGAGGUAGAGAGCUUGAGAUUAAAAAGCAAGAAUUUUAACAACAUAGAGGUUAAGGCAGGGUCAGCUGUACCGCUUGAACUCGAUGGAGCCACACAGCUAGACAUCGUUGCUGAGUUUGAGUUAGACAGGAAGGCUAUAGAGAGAACAGCCGAAUCCAAUGUGGAGUUCAGCUGCAGCACCAAUGGUGGGGCUUCUCACCGCGGUGCAUUGGGACCAUUUGGCCUUCUAGUUCUUGCAGAUGACGAUCUCACCGAGUAUACUCCCGUAUACUUUUUUGUUGCCAAAGGAAAUAAUGGCAGCCUCAAAACUUUCUUCUGCACUGACCAGUCAAGGUCUUCUGUGGCCAACGACGUUAGAAAAGAAAUUUAUGGGAGCUAUGUUCCUGUAUUAGAGGGUGAAAAGUUAUCAGUUAGGAUAUUGGUGGAUCAUUCGAUAAUUGAAAGUUUUGCUCAAGGUGGUAGGACGUGCAUCACUUCCCGGGUUUAUCCGACGAGGGCAAUCUAUGGUUCUGCUAGGCUGUUUUUGUUCAACAAUGCUACUGAGGCUGGUGUCACUUCUUCACUCAAGAUAUGGAAUAUGAAUUCAGCAUUCAUACGCCCAUAUUCUAAUGAACAACAGUAGCAAUGCCUUCGAUAAAUUAAUCCAUUUUGUACGAUAGUCUUCUUUUUUACCACAUUUUGUAUAAAGUUCUCCACCUCAUGUAUUUCUUUUUCUGGCCAUCAGCUGGUGAGGAGGUGAAAUACUAUGAUUGUCUGCCAUUUAAAUUGACUUUGUCCUGGAGGCUUGGCAUGGUGAUUGUAGCCAUGCUCUUCAGAGCCCAUGAUUGAUUCGGUUUUCUCAUGCGUCAAGAAGCCACCAUAAGUGUAGAAUUGGCUUGCUAUUCUUGCUACUUGAAGUUGCACAUUAUUUAAAGGCAUCUAUAGUGUGUCUGGAAUAUUUAUUAGAUUAAA
Messenger RNA from Populus trichocarpa (black cottonwood), 2539 nucleotides. Its product is annotated as acid beta-fructofuranosidase. Gene Ontology annotation, molecular function: beta-fructofuranosidase activity. Gene Ontology annotation, biological process: carbohydrate metabolic process. The record is from RefSeq and is a predicted model, not a curated record. The transcript has 7 exons. Bases 222 to 2210 code for a protein of 662 amino acids. Lineage: Eukaryota; Viridiplantae; Streptophyta; Magnoliopsida; Malpighiales; Salicaceae.